This is a messenger RNA of Verruconis gallopava, 2185 nucleotides long. RefSeq lists its product as uncharacterized. Gene Ontology annotation, molecular function: protein binding. The transcript has 2 exons. NCBI's taxonomy places the organism in Eukaryota, Fungi, Ascomycota, Dothideomycetes, Venturiales, Sympoventuriaceae. Gene Ontology annotation, cellular component: nucleus. The coding region runs from base 127 to 1791 and encodes 554 amino acids. The record is from RefSeq and is a predicted model, not a curated record. Gene Ontology annotation, biological process: rRNA processing.
GAAAAUUUCCAGACCAGGAAAUCUCGCCGCAAAACUUUUGUACGCUAUUCCUGGGCUCUGCACAGCCUUUUAAGUUGAAUUUUUUGAGUUUCCCAAAGCGGGCGCAUGAUUUAGACGCCUGCAGAUAUGUCAAUAGUCACUGCAGCAACGUGGGUGCCGCGAGGCCAGGCGGCGCAGUUCCCCACCAAGGCUGUCUUUGACGGCGAGGAAUACUCACGAAUAGCGAAACUCGCAAAACUACAACUGGACGAUGCACAAGCAGAGUUAGAGGAAGCUCAGGAAGCCGAGGAAGUCGAGGAAGAAGUAACAGGCACUGAACAGGCGAACGGCGCUGCUAAAAAUGCAAAGUCGAAAAAAAAGUCGAGCGAUCAGAAGGAAGACGUGGAUGACGAUUUGAAAGAGUACGAUUUGGACAACUAUGACAACGACGAGGAAGACGAAGACGGUACAAAGAAUGUUCUGGGCAUGUUCUCUAAUAUCAAGUCUCUUGCUUAUUAUGAAUCCAACGACGACGAUCCAUACAUCACACUCAAAGAUGGCGAGGACUCAGACUCGGAGCGAGAAGAGCUUGAGAUCAUGGACACCGAUAACCUGCUUCUUGCUGCGCGGAUAGAAGAUGAGGUUGCACACCUUGAAGUAUAUGUAUACGAGGAUGAGGCCGAUAAUCUAUAUGUACAUCACGAUAUCAUGCUCCCAGCUAUACCUUUGACGGUGGAAUGGCUAAACUACGGCGUUGGCCGCGAGGCAAACGAAGGUGGGAAGGCCAAUUUCGUCGCUGUAGGAACCAUGGACCCGGAGAUCGAAAUUUGGGAUCUGGACGUCGUUGACAGCAUGUACCCCAAUGCCGUCCUUGGCCAGGUUUCAGAAUCGGCGACGGAAGUGGACAAGUCAAAGAAGAAAAAGAAGAAGAAGAAGUCGAAGAAGCCUAAUGAAAAUCACCAUGUUGAUGCUGUGUUAUCUUUGGCAGCAAACAGACAGCACAGCCAGCUGCUGGCGUCUGCGUCCGCGGACACAACAGUUAAACUGUGGGAUCUGAGUACGACGCAAUGUGCUAAGUCGUAUAGCUGGCACACGGACAAAGUAUGCUCAAUAGCAUGGAACCCAAAGGAUACGACGGGUUUGUUAAGUGGAAGUUACGAUCGAACUGUUGUGCUGGCGGACAUGCGUGCGCCAGAUGGAGAGGUUCGCCGCUGGGGUGUCGAGAGCGAUGUGGAAAGCGUGCGAUGGAACCCUCAUGAUCCCUUCUUCUUCUACGUGUCGACAGAAAAUGGUGUCAUUCAUUACCACGAUGCUCGGGUGGCGCCCACAGAUAUUUCGAAGACAAAGCCAUUAUGGACCUUACAAGCACACGACAAAGCUAUCACCACGUUCGACGUCAAUCCCAUUAUCCCAGGGUUUCUAGUCACGGGCUCAGCAGACAAACAGACUAAACUGUGGAACAUUGAUCCAGCCGCCGGCCCGUCCAUGGUUGUAUCACGUGAUCUUGGUGUUGGUCAAGUUUUUGCCACGAGUUUUGCACCAGACCAGGAAGUGGGAUUUAGAUUGGCCGUUGCAGGAAGCAAAGGUGAUGUCAAAGUUUGGGACACUAGCACAAACAAAGCCGUUCGAAGCGUAUUCGCAGGAAGAGUGAGGGAGGGUAUCUUUGGAAAAGAAGGCGAUGCAGAGGUUGAGGAAAGAUUUGUCGGAGUUGAGGAGAGCAGCGAUGAGGAUAGCAGUGACGGGGAGGAAGCUGGUGAGGAGGGCCAAGACGGAUGGGAGGACGAAGAUGAAGACGAGGAGAUGGAGGGAUGAGCAUUGCACUGCCGGUCUUGCUGCCGGAGAAAAGAGCUGAUGGUCAGUUGAAGGGUUGAAAAUGAAAUUUACACCCGUUUGGCUUUCUCGGAGAACGAAGUUGUAAGCGAAGCGGCUCAACAUUCAUGCUGGCCAACGUGAACUUCUGUUUCGAAUAAUAGUGUGGCGGUUGAAGCAGUGGCACCCAUCACCAAGUCACUUGUAACGCUUCUCGUGCAAACAAUGAGCAGGGAUGGAUUUUGGACGCGUCAAGGCUGCUGCAAGAUCCGUUAUGUAGAGCUGCCAUUGAGGGUGUGGAGGCACAAGAUAUGGAACGUGCUAUGCCAAUAUUUUCAAGACUGACAAGCAUGCUGUUGUGUAAAUCAUGCAGUGAUUCAAACAAAUGUGUUUCUGG